Molecule: messenger RNA, 1118 nt
Organism: Olea europaea var. sylvestris
Lineage: Eukaryota; Viridiplantae; Streptophyta; Magnoliopsida; Lamiales; Oleaceae
Product: allene oxide cyclase, chloroplastic-like
Exons: 2
Coding region: 82-843 (253 amino acids)
Biological process (GO): jasmonic acid biosynthetic process
Molecular function (GO): allene-oxide cyclase activity
Source: RefSeq, a predicted model, not a curated record
UUGGCACUCAAAAGAUACAACCUGUAUUCGUCUUUGAUCUGUUGUAGCAUUCACAUUUCUCAAACUCUCUACUCUCCAUUAAUGGCGACCUAUGGAAACCCUGCAGUCAAACCAUUCAUUUCGUCAAAGCUGAUUGACAAUAGAGUCGCCUCUUCUUUCAAAUCAGGCGGCAAUGUCCACUUUUUGCAGUCAGUUUCUUCCCAGAAUCUCAAGAUUUCGACAGAUUAUCAGAACUUCUCCAGCAGAUCUGGAAGCCUCAGUACCAAAGCAUUCUUCUGGGAUAUUUUCAAACCAAAGCCCGAUUCUUCGAGAUCAACUAAGGUUCAAGAAUUGUAUGUCUACGAGAUAAACGAGCGUGAUCGUGGCAGCCCGGCGUACCUGAAACUGAGCCAGCAGAAAGAUGUAAACGCUCUCGGAGACCUGGUGCCAUUCUCUAACAAGCUCUACUCCGGCGACCUCCAGAAACGGCUGGGCAUCACGGCGGGUUUAUGUAUACUAAUCCAACACGUGGCUGAGAAAAAGGGUGAUAGAUAUGAGGCCAUAUUCAGUUUUUACUUUGGCGAUUAUGGGCAUAUUUCGGUGCAGGGUCCGUAUUUGACCUACGAGGACACGUUCAUGGCCGUGACUGGUGGCUCCGGCGUAUUUGAUGGAGUGUAUGGGAAGGUAAAAUUGCAGCAGAUUGUGUUCCCAUUUAAGUUGUUUUAUACGUUUUAUUUACAGGGCAUUAAGGAUUUGCCAGCUGAGCUGGUGGUUAAGCCGGUGGCACCCACACCGGCAGCUGAGCCGUCGGCAGCUGCUAAGGCGACUGAGCCUGGUGCCGUAGUUUCUAACUUCACGAAUUGAGAAUAUGUGGAGUAAUCCAUCAUUAGCAAGUUCAAAUAUUUAUUUCUUAAUUAUGAAUGUAUGAAUUGGUAGUUUGAUGAAAAUUUUAUGCAAUUCAUGACGUUUCAAUAAUUUCCAGUUCAUGGAUUUUUCUCUAAUAAUUAAGAGUAUUGGAAUUUGUUUAUUAGGAGAACUAGAACACUGUUUGUUCUUCAACUAUAGUUAAAAUUAGGGUAUGUUUGAUUGCGAAGAUGGAAUUUGGAUGAAAAUAAAAUGAAUUCCAGGGAAUUGAAUUA